Molecule: messenger RNA, 3424 nt
Organism: Oncorhynchus kisutch (coho salmon)
Lineage: Eukaryota; Metazoa; Chordata; Actinopteri; Salmoniformes; Salmonidae
Product: RUN domain-containing protein 3B-like
Source: RefSeq, a predicted model, not a curated record
UUUAGCACAACCCCGUGACUGUUUCUCUCCCAAAUUACUGGGUGAUUUCUGUUCAUCCACCUCCCUCUUGCCCUAUACGUUGACUUUCAACAAACGAGCGAGCGUGCUGGAGUGACGCGGAUAGAGCCCGCGGGCGGUGGCGUGCACUGUUGAACCCAACCUGCUGAUUUAAAAGAAACAAGGACAGCAAAUACUGGGCACCUAGACUGGGGAGAUACGACUAACUGUGGCGAGGAUGGCGUCACGUAGCCUGGGGCUGCAUGUAGCUCGCAAACAGGACGCUGCCAGAAGCGGAGCUGUGGAGAGGAGGAAUCUACUGACUGUCUGCAGGUUUUCAGUGAAGACGUUGCUUGACCGCUCCUGUUUAGACACGAUAGACGACUCCUCUCCAGAGUUCACCAACUUCGUCUCCAUCCUGGAACAGAUCCUCAGUCACAGACUCAAAGGUCAGACUACGUGGUUUGGUUAUGAGACUCAUCGUAGUUUCUGGGAUUAUGUGAAAGCAGCCUGCAGUAAAGUCUCUCCCAGCUGCAUCCACAGCAUUGAGAGCAUGGAGAAUGUCCGCUCCUCCAGAGCUAAGGGUCGGGCGUGGAUCAGGCUGGUGCUGAUGGAGAAGAGGCUGUCUGAGUACAUCUCCUCCGCCCUGAGGGACUUCAAAACCACCAGGAGAUGGUAUGAGGAUGGGGCCAUCAUGCUAGGUGAGGAGGCGGGGCUGCUAGCAGAUACACUCAUCGGUCUCAACACCAUUGACUUCAGCUUCUGUCUGAAAGGGGAAGGGCUGAAUGGAAGCUGCCCAGCGGUGAUUGACUAUACGCCUUAUCUGAAGUCGAUUCAGAGAGAGAACAGCAUCAGUAGUGAUGAGGAGUUGAGGACCCUGGGGAGCAGCGGCAGCGAGAACACCACCCCUGAAAAGAUGGCCGCCAGCACUGCGGAGGCCAUCUUAACCGAGCAGAGCAGCUGGGUCUGCAGGUGUAAACUACUCGAGCAGAAAUACCGCAUGGCACUGGAACAGAAGUGUUAUCUGGAAGAGAUGGUUCGUCUGAGAGAGGCCCAGCUGUCUCAAGUGAUUCCUCAGAACAAAGCUCUUCAGCAGAGACUAACAGACACACACCUCUCACACACACUGGAGAAGGAACAACUAGAAUACAUCGUACUGGAGCUCCAGGACCAACUGAUUGUGCUGAAGAACCAUGACUUGAGGUCCAGACAAGAACUGACUGCACAUCUGACCAAUCAGUGGCCUUCACCCAGUGCCAUGGAUACCAAUGCUGUUGUCCUGGAUACCAUGCUGUACAGGAAUAGGGUGGGGCAGUGGGAGGAAGAGUCCACUCUAAUGUCUCUGUGUUCUACAGGAAGAAUUUCCAGUCUAGAGCAGCUGUCCCAGACCUCUCUGGAGCCUCACACACUCAACCUGGACACUAGACCAGCCAGCUCACACUGGCACCACCAUGGGAAGUAGGACACCCCCUCUCUGAUAGGUCUGUGUGGGUCUCUGCAGUCAGUAGCCAGCAAUAAGUCCCUGGCCAGCCAGAAGUCCAGUGAGUGUCUAGCCAGCCCCACCACAGAGAUGACCAGUCCUGACCUCACCCCGUCCUAGAACCAUAGACCAAGAGACCCAGCACAUGGUUUGGAGAAAGAGAGCCAGAUUUGGAUCCUGGAAUUGGAACUCAGCCUUUUUGAAUAACAUUCCACCCCAUCCCCUCCUAAACCCAGAGAUCUAACUUCGUCCCCAGGCUCAAUUGAUGGAUUUACCAGGGAUGCAACACAGGUCGUAGAAUCAUACAACUGUGCAUAGAGAUGUAUUUAUUGGGAUUUCUAUGACUAAAUCACAUGGAAUCUGGAUUCAGGAACUCAGAGUUUUAAAGAAAUAUUGAAGGAACUCAUAGCUCAAAACAUGGGAGCCGCAGUCAAUCAUUUGGAAUUUACAACUCUGACUGACCCUGGAACCAGCGCUUCAGUAGUCAGUCCUUCAAUGUAAGCGCAGAGCCGUUGGAAAAACCAGGACUGUAUUGACCAGGACCGACCUCACGUUUAUUUAUUAGUUUGUUGUAUAUCUGCACUGAUGGGGAAAACAACUGCAUAGUUGAAAGCCAGUUCCGGGUAGGUAUACUGUUGUCACCUAUCUUAUGUGUUCAGAUCACUGCAGACCAAGGAGAACGCCACUUGACACUAUUGGGAUGCAGACCUUUUUUUUCGUCACUUAAAGGACUCCUCAUGAUGUAAACAUGCUCAGCAUCCCAGAGAUUGACAACUUGAGGAAUUGCUUUCUUUAGGAUUUAUUUGGGGAUGGGUAAGGAGUGUUAGGGUUUGUUGUUUCUCAAGUGUUAAAGCCUGUAGACUAGUGGUUCUGUUCAUGCCUCUUCAACUUGCAGGUGUUUUCCUGUUACCCUGGCAACUUAAGUGAGCUCUACUAUAGAUGGCCAUGGUGGGUCUGUCUCAGUGGCCAAAGAACGGACAUUUAGGUAUUGUAUUCCUGCCAGAGGACUGGACUAUCCUCAUUAUUUAAGUCUUUAGUGUAAUCAUGCUUCCAUGUUGGAAGGGCCUUGAAAUAUCUAGAGGAGAACAGUGUUGCUUUUGUGUCUUCUGUUUCUACGGUCAAUCAUCUGGUACCUGACUUGUAGCCAUAAUCAUAUUAUUGAUGGCAUUGAAUGUAUCUCAUAAAGUUGCACACUCCAUAUAUAAACUCCCAGUAAUUUAUUGGGUAUUUACCAACGUUUCGGCCUUCUUCAGGCACAGUGAUGGCGACACAUUGGUAAAUACCCAAUAAAUUACUGUGAGUUUAUAUAUGGAGUGUGCGACUUUAUUUUAGUUUAUUUGCCAUUAGUCAGCACCUCCACACAAACACAUUUUUCUGGGUGUGCGCCAGCAAAAAAAUUCAAUUGAUUUUUAAAUUGAAUGUAUCUCAUCCACAAAAUUCGUUUUGGAUUUAACCACACAGUAUUAUGUUAUAUCUUUGUGUCAUAAAGGGUUUGUGUUCUCAGGAAAUGUUUCCUGUCCAACAGGGUUAGGUUGAACAUGAUAGUCUGUAUUGGGGUUGCAUGUUCUGUCUGACUGCGUUGAGAUUUAUUUUGAUCAGAGGCAUGUAGGGAAAGUGUUCAGGGUGUGUUCUGUGUCUGUCUCUCUCUCACACACACACACACACACACACACACUUAAUUGUAUUGCGAUAUUGCACAUUGAUUUAUUACUUUGAUUCAUUUUCUCCUGCUAUUUUGAAUAAACAUACUGUACUAAACAAUAUAUUUGGUCUUUAAAAAAAAUUGUAUUCUGUACCAAUGUGUAUGUUUAGUACAGUAUGUUCAUUCCCCAUGUAUACACAGAUCUCCAUGUUUUACCCCUACCAUGCCCCUAGUGUUAGAGCAGGAUAAAACGGUUAACCCAGCAGGCCCCGGUCCAAAAUAAAGUCCCUGACCGUAACAUUAAA